Baudoinia panamericana UAMH 10762 is the source of this 2197-nucleotide messenger RNA. RefSeq lists its product as uncharacterized. Bases 199 to 2073 code for a protein of 624 amino acids. Gene Ontology annotation, molecular function: ubiquitin protein ligase activity; ubiquitin conjugating enzyme binding; zinc ion binding. The record is from RefSeq and is a predicted model, not a curated record. The transcript has a single exon. Gene Ontology annotation, cellular component: ubiquitin ligase complex; cytoplasm. Gene Ontology annotation, biological process: protein polyubiquitination; positive regulation of proteasomal ubiquitin-dependent protein catabolic process; ubiquitin-dependent protein catabolic process. Lineage: Eukaryota; Fungi; Ascomycota; Dothideomycetes; Mycosphaerellales; Teratosphaeriaceae.
CGCAGUCGCCACUGACUAGAAGCUACGGUUCGCUUUGUACAAACUUCGUACGACCACUUCACUUGUGAGUCGUAUUUGCUGAUGUCGUCCCGAUAGCAUCGGCUUUUGGAAGGCGCACGCCACUGCCAAUCCUUCGUGAGACCUUCUACGCUGGACUCGGCGCGCAUAUAGUUACACCGUUCUUCGUUGCUCAACCUCAUGGCCGAAGAUGACGAACGGACCGAGGAGUUGGGGUCUCUAGAGGCCAUCUACCCCGAGUUCAACAUCGAUCAUGAUCGUUUCAGCGCGACUCUGGAGCUUGCAGUUACUCCGUCCAAGCCACUUCUCGUUCGGUUCAUACCCCAAGUCACGAACAACGGCAAGGGCAGCAGUUAUGCUCAGGCAGCAACGAACGGCAACGCCCACAUCGAACGCGACGUUGAGCUAUCGCACCUUCCGCCGUUGCACAUCGAGUCGACACUUCCUGAUGGCUACCCCAGCACUGUUGCGCCAAAGGUUACCUUGACCACUCAACACGACUGGCUGCCGAAAGACCGUCUGGUCGAGUUAGAGAGUCAAGUGGAGAGGCUCUGGAAUGAAUACGGACGCUGUCAGAUUUUAUAUGUCUAUGUUGACUUCCUCCAACAAGCCGUUGAGCGCAGCUUUGAUCUCGACCAGUGCGCAGACGGCUGCCUAGUCCUUCCUUCGACCACGGAAAAGCUGUUAACAGACUUCGAUGAGGCGACUAAAGUGUCCAUCUUCAACGCCGGCACCUACGAUUGCGGUAUAUGUCUGGAACCCAAAAAGGGUACUAGAUGUUACCGCAUGAAGAAGUGUGGGCAUGUCUUCUGUUUGCAGUGCCUUCAAGACUUUUACAACAACGCAAUCACCGAAGGCGACAUCACCGGAGUCCGGUGCCUUGAUCCAACCUGUGGCAAGGACUUAGCAAUGGCCGGAGACGGCCGGAAGCGGAAACGGGAAUCCAAGCGCACGUUGCAUCCUCGUGAGCUAUUGGCCAUGGGAGUCGAAGAGAGCAUGGUGCGCCGCUACGUGGAGAUGAAGCGGAAGAAGAAGCUCGAGGCGGAUAAAACGACGAUCUACUGUCCUCGAACGUGGUGCCAGAGCCCAGCCCGAAGCAACAAGUACCCACCUAUACCAGCCGACUUGACCUUGUAUGCUGGCGACGAUUCCUCCAGCGAUGAAGACCACGUAGAGUCAGGCGCAAACAGAGAUGGCAGCGCUACCUCUGGCAAAGCGUCGAAGGGUCCGCCAGCUGACCCGGCGGACAGGCUGGCAGUGUGCGAAAAGUGUAAUCUCGCCUUCUGUCGGGUCUGCUACAUGGGCUGGCACGGUCCAUUCGCACGCUGCUUCCCGCGUGAUCCAACAGAGCUGUCUGCCGAGGAGAAGGCGUCAUACGACUACAUCCGCCUUCACACUAGUCCAUGUCCGACUUGCAGCAGUCCGACGCAAAAGACCAUGGGCUGCAACCACAUGAACUGCUUUCAAUGCAACACGCACUUCUGUUACCUUUGCGGGGCUUGGCUUGAUGGAGGGAAUCCGUAUCAGCAUUUCAACAAACCGGGCUCGGAAUGUUAUCAGCGGCUCUGGGAGUUAGAGGAAGGCGAUGAAGGUCAAGGUCCGGAAGACGGACGCGGCUUUGCUGGUGGCAGACGCUGGGAGCAAAUGGCUAUUGAGGCUGCGAGAGAGGCCGAUGCGGCAGAGGCUGCUCAGUUAGCUCAGGUUGAAAUGGUUGCGCCACCGGCUGCUGCUGCCCAACUUGAACCCAUCGCUGUUCACAUGGCGCAGAUCCGACUCAACGACGAACCGGUAGUGGAGGCGCAAGUACGGCAAAGGCCGAACGGUCGGAGGAGACAGAACCCGUUCCCAGCGCGACCGCCUGCUCAGGGACAGGCUCAAGCGGUGCGAAGGCAUGAGAGAGCGGGUGCUGGUCGAAACGGUACCAACCAGAGAGGAAAUCCCCUGGCGCAAGAUGAUGGCUUACAGCGCUUCUUAGAGCUUGCACAAAGGGAUGAGGAGGACGGCUGGGAUAGCGACGAGUUGGAUGAGGAUGAUGUACGUUUUGUGAUACGGUAGCUCUGUUGGGAACAUUCCGACUAGCUCGAUCACCUAGGACCGUAACUGAUUAUUCCGGUGCUUUGUUCUAUGCGACUAUCAUUCCCUGUCCUCACACCAGAUAGUACAUGCUCAUGCAAUGGGC